CGCAGGCAAUAACGCUCUCUCUUGUCCGAUUUCUCCAUCGACGCAUUAUUGCCGGACGAUCUAGCUUUCCCGUGGUGCCGUCGCCACUCUAAAAUAUUUUCUUUAAAAAGGAAAGAUACCUUUCGGGAGUGGUACCCCGUGUUCAUUGACACAGACGGGUAAACGUAAAGAAAAAUCCAUAAGCUUAAGCCAAUUCAUGUAGUGAGCGCUUUCGCCGAGUAAUACAGUGUCGACCAAACCAGAGCCCAUGGGAUCGGAGCGGAUGGAGAUGCGUAAGCGGCAGACGUCGGUGCAGCAGGAGAUGCCGGGUUCUGCACAGCCACAGCAGGGUGCUGGGAACCGGGGCUCCAAUGCCUGCUGUUUCUGCUGGUGUUGCUGCUGUAGCUGCUCAUGUCUUACUGUUAGGAAUGAAGAUGACGAACGAGCAAGAAGAAUGUCUCAGGAAGCUAGAGGAGAAAGCCUGCCAAACUGUGAAGAAAGUCCAAAGCCAACACUUGAAGAAGUGCAAUCCUGGGGACAGUCUUUUGACAAGUUAAUGAAAAGUCCUGCAGGAAGAAAUGCAUUCCGAGAAUUUUUACGAACAGAGUACAGUGAGGAGAAUAUGUUAUUUUGGCUGGCCUGUGAGGACCUUAAGAAAGAAGUCAACAAAAAUAUUGUGGAAGAGAAAGCAAGGUUAAUAUAUGAGGAUUAUAUAUCCAUCCUUUCACUUAAAGAGGUCAGCCUUGAUUCCAGAGUCCGCGAGGUCAUCAACAGAAACAUGCUUGAACCUACCCCUCAUACAUUUGAUGAUGCACAGCUUCAGAUUUACACAUUAAUGCACAGAGACUCUUAUCCAAGAUUUAUGAACUCCGCUGUCUACAAAACCCUGCUUCAAUCCUUAACUGAUACAUCGUCAGAACCUUAAGCCUUCCCAACGUUGUUUCUGAAAAUAAAAGUUUGAAAUGUCUGUGGGCAAUUAUUACUCACAGGGACACUGGAGCUAUUUGAUCUUCACCAGAAAGUAAUACUCAGGCAAAUUUUACUAAGGAUUUUAAUGUCUAUCUGCAGAGGGCUCUGAACACAGGCCAAAACACAGCUUCAGAUCAACACAGCAAGAUUCUCCAAAGGAUGACUGAUGAAAUGUUAGCCAUUUUAAAAGCCUGUAGUUGUAUUUUGUACAUGAAAUACUAAUAAGAUGUACUCAAAGACAAGAGUUUGUUUGCGGAAGUGCCUUGAUGUUCCUCUAAUGACAUCCUCACCUGAGGUACAUGUACUACAGUAUGGUUCAAAAGUCUCCUACCAUUGCACAUUAUGAUAAUGAUGCCACAGCCACAUUGGGCGGUACUUCCACUUGUCUUGGAGUAUAUAUACUUGAUAAAUGUAAACAUAGUGCUGAUGGAUCAACUUAAAGUAUCUAAGCCAAUGGUUUGGAAAAAUACUGAAAUACUGCCUAUAAAACAUGGUUUGUUGUAAGACGUCUAUUAUUUUACUAUCAGAGUUUUGCUUAAAAUGCAAUUUUUUUUAGUUAUGAUUUGUGAAUAUUUAUAAAACUUGAUUUCAAAGAAUUUAUCACUUGUUUUAUUUUGCAAAUGGAAAACGGACAAAGUGUGGGCAUUUCAAUUGUUUAAAAAAAAAUAAAGCACAAUAAUUUUAAUUUACAGUUGUUUCGUGAUCUGUCACAACUAAAUUAAUGUACACAAUGUGAUGAAAUCUUUUAUGAA
Messenger RNA from Mobula hypostoma (lesser devil ray), 1700 nucleotides. It is a transcript of the gene rgs20, whose product is annotated as regulator of G protein signaling 20. Bases 248 to 904 code for a protein of 218 amino acids. The transcript is spliced from 5 exons. The record is from RefSeq and is a predicted model, not a curated record. Lineage: Eukaryota; Metazoa; Chordata; Chondrichthyes; Myliobatiformes; Myliobatidae.